AGCAUUAACAUUUGCUUAAGAAAAAAAGAGCGUCGUGCGUGCAACACACACUGCCGAUGAAGAGAACGCUAUAAAUUGAAGUGGAGGUUGGAAAGAAAACUACGAAGAAAAUUUGCAGUUUUUUUCUUGACGGUUGGCGCUUGCGUUUGGGCUCGAGCCUACAGCUGCCUGCCAUCCAACAGCCUGCGGCCGUAGCCAAAAUAUACGCCAUAGAUAUUUUGUCAUCUUUAACGGCAAAUAACUCAAGCGGCUGCUGCAACCAAUAUUUAGCGCAACGCAAUCGAAAUCGAAAUCGAGUGUCAACACGAUAACACAGAAGACAAACAAACUAUAAGUGCCGGAAGAAUUCAUUGAAAAUAACACAAAGCUAUCGAAGAGAAAAGAGCAAAGAGAGCAUUCGGCUAACAAUAAUAAUUAAUAAUUUGUAGCAGAACAAAUCAGCGAGAACGGCGGCAACAGCAGCAGCAGCAACAGCAGCGGCGGCGUUUGCAGUAGCCGACGGACAGCAAAAUUCAAGUGCCGAAUAAGAUGGACAUUGAAACAGAUCAGUCUAUCGAAGCAAUGGAUACCCAGGAUACCCAAGAGGUCGAGAUAAUCACAAGCGACCUACAGCAGCAGCAGCAACAACAACAACAGCAGCAGCAGCAACAACAGCAAACAAACUCGCCGCCACAAUUGCCAAAGUUUAAAAAUCUAAUUCAUCCGCAGCAGCAGCAGCAACAGCAGCAGCAGCAGCAACAACAGCAACAACAACAGCAGCAGCAGCAGCCGCAGCUACCCAGUGAGAACGGCAACGUGCCGCCACAGCAAUUGCUAGCUGAGAGCAGCUCCACAUCAUUUGGCAACGAACAAGAGAUGCCAAUGGACGACGAAACCAAGGAGGAUCAAUUCCGAUCGGAGACAACGUUUUCCUAUACCGUGGAGAAUGUGGCGCAGCUUAAGCAGCAGCAUCUAUCGCCGCCCGUCUAUGUGCGCAUGCUGCCAUGGAAGAUCAUGGUCAUACCGAAUGAGCGUGCGCUCGGCUUCUUUUUGCAGUGUAACGGGGAGAACGAUUCGCCGACCUGGUCGUGCAAUGCGAUUGCCGAGCUGCGUCUGAAGUGCCACAAGCCGGAUGCGCCGCCAUUUACGCGCGCUCGCAUCAAGCAUUUGUUCUACUCGAAGGAGAAUGACUAUGGCUAUUCGAAUUUCAUCACCUGGCAGGAGUUGCAGGAUCCAGAUAAAUACUAUGUCCACAAUGGCAGCAUCACGCUCGAGGUGCACGUCAUUGCCGAUGCACCGCACGGUGUCCUCUGGGACUCGAAGAAGCACACCGGCUAUGUGGGCCUGAAGAAUCAGGGCGCCACUUGCUAUAUGAACUCGUUGCUCCAGACGCUAUAUUUCACAAAUUCACUACGCUUGGCCGUCUAUCGCAUCCCGACCGAGGCCGAUGAUAGCACCAAGUCGGUAGGCUUGUCGCUGCAGCGCGUCUUCCACGAGUUGCAGUUCGGCGAUCGUCCGGUCGGCACCAAGAAGCUAACCAAAUCCUUUGGCUGGGAAACUCUCGACUCGUUCAUGCAGCACGAUGUCCAGGAGUUUCUGCGCGUGCUCCUCGACAAGCUCGAGUCGAAGAUGAAGGGCACCUGCCUGGAGGGCACCAUUCCCGGCCUCUUCGAGGGCAAAAUGUCAUCGUACAUCAAAUGCACAAAUGUCGAUUACAACAGCACACGCUACGAGACCUUCUACGAUAUUCAGCUAAAUAUCAAAGACAAGAAGAACAUCUUCGAAUCAUUUCAGGACUAUGUCGCCUCCGAGACACUUGAGGGCGAUAACAAAUACGAUGCCGGUGUCCAUGGUCUCCAGGAGGCGAGCAAGGGCGUCAUAUUCACAUCAUUCCCGCCUGUGCUGCAUUUGCAUUUGAUGCGUUUCCAAUAUGAUCCAAUUACCGAUAGCUCGAUCAAAUAUAACGAUCGAUUUGAGUUCUAUGAACAGAUCAAUUUGGAUCGGUAUCUGGCCGACCGUGAGAAUACGCCGGCCGAUUAUGUGCUGCACGCUGUCCUCGUCCAUUCCGGCGACAAUCACGGCGGGCAUUAUGUGGUCUUCAUCAAUCCCAAGGCCGACGGACGUUGGUUCAAGUUUGAUGACGAUGUCGUCUCCAGUUGCCGCAAGCAAGAGGCCAUCGAUCAGAACUAUGGCGGCAUGGAUGAUGAGAUCUCGUUUCAUGCCAAGUGCAGUAAUGCAUACAUGCUGGUCUACAUACGUCACUCGGAGCUGGACCGUGUGCUGGGCGAUAUACCCGAGAAUGAGAUCUCUAGCGAUCUGGUGGAGCGACUCGAUUUGGAGAAACGCAUCGAGAUGGCGCGACGCAAGGAGCGCAGCGAGGCCAAUCUCUAUGUGCCCAUUCACGUUAUACUCGAGGAGUACUUUGAGUCUCAGCAGAAGCGCCGACUGUUCGAUCUGGAGAAGACGCACCAGCGUCCCUUCAAGCUAAAGCAAACCCAAACCGUUAACGAGAUGGUCGAGAUGCUGGUGAAGGCAUUCGGUGUGCCGCGCGAUCGCAUGCGCAUGUGGAACAUGUGCACGGCCCAGACACAAAAGUUCCUGUACUUUGAUUUCGAGGCGGAGGCGACACGCACCAUCGAACAGAUACCCACAUCGCAGAAGCCGUGGGUCAUAUUCCUUGAGUUGGCACCGCCCGACAGCAGCGAGCCGCUGCGGCCGUUCAAUCCCAAAACGGAUGUGCUUCUAUUCCUCAAGUAUUACGAUGCGCGGAACAAGCGCCUCAAUUACAUCGGCUGCACUCAGCAGCCGUUAACGCGCCGUCUCAGCGAACUGGUGCCGGAGGUCAAUCGGAAGCUCGGCUUCGAUCUGGACACCGAGCUGACCGUGUUCGAUGAGUAUGCCGAUAAGAAGAUCGCUAACAUAAACGAGCCCAUCGAGAAUGUGCUCUAUAUGCCGCAGGAUCAUCUCCAGGGUCCCAUUUUGAUAUUCGAACGGGAGAAUGUGGAUGUUAAGCUCGAUUUGCCCACCGUUGAGGAUUACUUCUUGGAUCUGGUCUAUCGCAUCGAGAUCAUAUUCAGCGACAAGUGCAACCCCAAUGAGCCGGACUUUACGCUCGAACUGUCGAAUCGCUACAAUUACGAUCAACUGACCAAUGCCGUCGCCGAGCGCCUCAACACCGAUCCCCAGAAGCUGCAGUUCUUCAUGUGCAUCAGCAACUACAAGGAGACCGCCGGCAAUGCGGUGCCCUACACCUACAAGGGUACCAUCAAGGAUCUGCUGUCGUACACGAAGCAGAGCACGCCAAAGCGGAUUUUCUAUCAGAGACUGUCCCUGAGCAUACACGAAUUGGAUAACAAAAAGUUAUUCAAGUGCAUUUGGGUAUCCAAUGACCUGAAAGAGGAGAAGGAGCUGGUGCUGUAUCCGAAUAAGAAUGAUACGGUGAAGGGGCUGCUCGAUGAGGCGGCCAAGACGAUCACGUUCGCCGAGAAUAGCCGCAAGAAGCUGCGCCUGAUGAAGGUCGGCAAUCAUAAGAUUGUGGCCAUCUGCAAGGACGACAUACCGCUGGAGACGCUGAUGAAGACCAAUGAGUCGAUAACCACCACACAGGGCACUCAGAAGGUCUACCGCAUCGAGGAGGUGCCGGCCGAUGAGGCACAGCUGGCCGAGAACGAGCUCCUCGUACCGGUGGCCCAUUUCAGCAAGGAGCUGUACAAUUCAUUUGGUGUGCCGUUCCUAACCAAGGCGCGCCAUGGCGAGCCAUAUGGUGCACUCAAGCAGCGCAUCCAGAAGCGACUCAAUGUACCGGACAAGGAGUGGGAGAACUACAAGUUCGCCGUUAUCACAAUGGGCCAUACCAUCGAUGUGAACGAUAAUACCCCCGUUGAUCUGGAGGUCUAUCGCACCUGGACUGGCGGACAGUUGCCGUUCUUCGGACUGGAUCACAUCAACAAAUCGCGCAAGCGCAGCUCGCUCAAUUUCUCCGAGAAGGCAAUCAAAAUCUACAACUAAAUUAACAAACAGCAACAGCAAAAACAAUAACAAAACAGAGCGAUAUAUGGAAACAAAACAACUACAACAAACAAAAACAAAAAAACAAACCAACAAUAAUAAUAAUAAUAAUUAACUACAACAACAAAAUCAACGUAUGUUCGUGUGCAGUGAGUUUGCGCUCGUGUGUGUGUGUGUGUGUGUGUGUGCGUGUGCCUGAAUAAGUGUCAUAUAUAUCCAAGCCGAGCAAACAAAUAACAUUCUCUUAUGGAUAGAGCAUGCUUCCAUAACAACUAUAGAAACAUCAGCAACAACAACAAUUGCUUCCACAGCUUUAGCCCAAGAAGUCCAUUAUAAUGAUGAUAGAUAUUGAAGCAUAUGGAGUAGGCAGCCGUAUAUAUUUAUAGGCAUCUAUAUGUCUAAGCAGGAGUUACGAUAGUUGUGUUCACAGGAGUUGAUUCCGUUUGCCUCAUACUCAGCAGAUUUGUCAGAUUCCAGGAUCUUAAAUCAGUUAACAUAAUUGGAUUUGUUUCACACUUAGCCUUUGCCUGUUACAUACAUGUGUAUAUUUAUAUAUACAUUCUCUCUCUAUAUAUAUAUGUGUAUAUUGUCCAAAAGAAAAACAUAUAUACUAUAUUUGCAGUCAGUCAGUCUCGACCUAAUCCUCCACCAACUGUCACGAAGCCAGAGUCAAUGGAGUAUUCAUAGUAGAACAUGUUCCAAUGUCAAUGCUCUACACACAUACACACACACACACACACACACACACACAUGACAAACGCACACACAUAUAUACAUUGUAGCUUUUGUUUAUGCAUGAAUCAAAUGGAAUUUCAAUUCAUGUAUAAUCAUUUGGUAUAUAUGCGUGAAUGCUUUAAAAAUAUUUUUUUGUUUUUUUUUUUUUUAUGAAUACUAUUUUUAAAGCUAUUUUAAAUACAUAUAUAUAUAUAUAUAAAGAAAAAUUAGCGCCAAGAUCCUGAACAGAUUUUUGGCAUUACUGUAAAUAAGCGUUGCAGUUAUACCCGAAAGCCGGGAACACACACACACACACACACACACGGACACAGUCACAUAGUAAUACACUCACACACAUGCAAUAUAUGUUUACAUAAAUAUAUAUAUGUGUAUGUAAUUAAUGUCCCUUGCCGACAGUUAAACAGUUAAAGCAGGGACUCUUUGCUGUUUUGACAUCAUGUAGAAAGAGAGAGGAAGAAAGUCAGAGAGAGAGAGAGCGAGAGACAAAGAGAGAGUGUGUUAUUGUGUCGUGAGGAGUUAUGAAAGCUAUAUAUAUAUAUAUUUAGGUAUAUAUAUAUAUACAUAUAUAUAUAUACAUAUAU
Messenger RNA from Drosophila mojavensis, 5303 nucleotides. It is a transcript of the gene Usp7, whose product is annotated as ubiquitin carboxyl-terminal hydrolase 7. The transcript has 5 exons. The coding region runs from base 529 to 3987 and encodes 1152 amino acids. Gene Ontology annotation, molecular function: cysteine-type endopeptidase activity; protein binding; cysteine-type deubiquitinase activity. Gene Ontology annotation, cellular component: nucleus; cytosol. Lineage: Eukaryota; Metazoa; Arthropoda; Insecta; Diptera; Drosophilidae. Gene Ontology annotation, biological process: regulation of protein stability; protein deubiquitination. The record is from RefSeq and is a predicted model, not a curated record.